This is a messenger RNA of Nasonia vitripennis (jewel wasp), 2299 nucleotides long. Its product is annotated as methionine aminopeptidase 1D, chloroplastic/mitochondrial. Gene Ontology annotation, molecular function: metalloaminopeptidase activity. Gene Ontology annotation, biological process: proteolysis. The record is from RefSeq and is a predicted model, not a curated record. Bases 1252 to 2217 code for a protein of 321 amino acids. Lineage: Eukaryota; Metazoa; Arthropoda; Insecta; Hymenoptera; Pteromalidae. The transcript is spliced from 5 exons.
UAAACUAUUGUUUAUAUACAGAGCACAAGCUUGCGAACUAUAACUAAGAAACUUGUUUAUACAAAUUAUCAAGGCUAAAAACUAAAUAUAACUUGUCAAUUGGGGUACGAAUUAUGUGAAAUGAGAUCAACUGACUCCAAUUUAAUUAGAAACAAGUAAAUAUUGGCAAAUCUAUGCAAACUGUUUCCACAACAAUUAAGCACAGCAAGUGCGGAUCAAAGUACAGGUUAUAUGCUGAUAGCAACGUUCACAAGUACUAGGGCUUCUAGGCAAGUACUUUUCAAGUACUUUCCGUAGGUUUGUCCCUCAUCAACGUCCGAUAAACAGUUGAUAAUAAGUACACGUGGUUUAUGUGACAAAAUCGUCAAUCAAAACAUAACCUGUAGCACCCGGAACCCUUUACUCCAAAAUUCCUCCAACAACAAAGUACACCCUAAAAGUCGAAAUUUCGCGCAAGGACAGCCCUCGAACUCGCGCUAAUCAAUCCGAUAUAUCUCAAAAUCAUUACUCACACUCGUCUCCUGUUACUUUUUGUGUUGUACGACAGCCGUCGUCGGUAGGUUAGACGCUGCACCAUCUUGCUUCUGGAAAAGAAAAUUGGCCGUUACAAAAAUCGUCGGGCUUCGAUACGGGCAUCAACGGCUGCGCCGUUUCUUCUAGUUUAUUGUCGCGACGUUAUUUUUUGCAUCGAUUGUCGGAUUACCGCUUACAAAACGGAUUUUCCGACAAUCGCAAUUUGUUAACAACGAACCUUGGUCAGCCGAGGAACGGAAAAGGAAACGAGCGCCGCUGCGGAGACCUUUCACGCCUGCGCACCGCGCGCUUUCUGGGACGUUUGAUUCUCGAACUGGCGACUAGACGGCUCGCCGACAUCGAUCUAUUCGCCGUAAUUGCUUUUUACUCGUUGUUUAUCCGUAGUGUUACAGUUUUUCUGUAAAAUUAGAUAAGUCACGCAAAGAUCUAGAUCGUAUUUGUCUGUAAGAUCGCUAAUAUUGCAUUUUGCGCAGUUUUUUAAGUUAAUUUUUAUCCGCUCUAGAGUUAUACUUAUUUCGUGGUGUAAUAGGUGUCACCUAUAUAUGUCUUACAUGGUACCGAUAUAUACAUGUAUAUACGCGCUCGCGAAUCGUCGAGAGCAGACGGAAAAUUUGUAAGUCCAAACAACAACAACAACAACGGACGAUGUAAACUUGCAGUGUUGAAUUGCAUUUUGUAACUAAACUAUUGCUAGAUUCUCGCGUUAUCCUCGCCACAAUGAUGUCCCGAAACUGUGUCAACAAAACUUUCGUCAGGACGUUCUUCAAAAACUUUCUUAAGACUAAAUUAGAGAAUGCAGCUCGCAGAAAAGCUCAAAUUGCAUUUGGCAGAUAUGACAUAGUGGAACCAGGAAUUGUGUCAGCAAGAAGAUCUGUCCCUUCAUACAUUCCAAAGCCAGUGUACGCUGACACAGGUAAACCACAGCUUCCACCCACUGAACCAGAGAUCAAGAAUAAGGAUCAAAUAGAAUGUAUGAUACAUAGCUGUAUGUUGGCCAAAAGAGUAUUAAAGGAAAUAAGAUCAGUUGUCAAACCUGGUGUUACCACUGACUUUCUGGAUGAAAAAAUUCAUGAAAUGAUUAUAAAUAACGGAGCAUACCCAAGUCCUUUGAACUACAGAGGAUUUCCAAAGUCAGUGUGUACUAGUAUCAAUAACGUAGCCUGUCAUGGAGUACCGGAUGAUCGUCCUUUACAGGAUGGAGAUAUUAUAAACAUUGAUGUCACAGUAUUCUUGAAUGGACAUCAUGGAGAUUGUUCUGAAAUGUUUGAAGUUGGAAAAGUAGAUGAAGAGGGCAAAAAGUUAAUUGAAGCAACAGAAGUCUGUCUGCAAAAAGCUAUUUCUAUUUGUAAACCAAAUGAAAAAUUUUGUAAUAUAGGCAAAGUUAUAGAAGAAACUGCUGGAAAGCAGGGAUUUACUGUACUACCAGCAUUUGGUGGUCAUGGUAUUGGUUCAUACUUUCAUGGACCUCCAGACAUCAUUCAUAUUGAAAAUGAUUAUAAAGGAGUGAUGAAAGCAGGAAUGACAUUUACCAUUGAACCAGUUUUAUCUCAAGGAAAAGAGGAUGUUGGAAUUUUAGAAGAUGGCUGGACAGCUGUAACACUCGACAAUGCUAGAGCUGCACAAGUAGAGCACACAAUACUGAUCACUGACAAUGGUUGUGACAUUUUAACUAGACCAAAUUAAAAAUAAUUGUAAAUAACUGUUAAGUACAAAGAGUCUGGAAUAUUUAUUCAAUGUUUAAUAAAAUGCUUGUUUCACGAAUCAG